Lasiosphaeria miniovina is the source of this 529-nucleotide messenger RNA. RefSeq lists its product as uncharacterized. The transcript has a single exon. The record is from RefSeq and is a predicted model, not a curated record. Bases 200 to 466 code for a protein of 88 amino acids. Lineage: Eukaryota; Fungi; Ascomycota; Sordariomycetes; Sordariales; Lasiosphaeriaceae.
AGGCCAGACGGGAGUUGUCGAGGUCACCGAGCCUACUGGGAAAUGGCAAAAACCUUUGUUUUUGUGGGGAAGCGAAUGUGAAAUGACGAUCGCUUGGGCCUUGGGUGGGGGACCUGGCGCUCCGUUAGUCAGGGGGGCAUACAACUCCGUUUAGACUUUUAGGCGGCAGGAGAAAUAGACUUGGUCUCGACUCCAAUGGAUGGCCACAUGGAUGGACCGUAAGGUAGGUAUAUACGAACCCACUUUUGUUUCUGUCUUGGGGCUCCUCAGGAAAGUGCGAUGGAAUGGAGAUAGAUUCCAGGGCCGAUCCGUUCGUUAUAGGUCAAGAAAGCCGACACGGCAGAGGCGAGAUGGAAGGAAGAUGGGCCAAGAACUUUGGAGGGGGGAACAUGCGACACUCGGGGGACACCAAACCCGUCCUUCCAACGCGAUAUUGGUUGCAGGAGUGUGUUCAGGAAACAGGUGAAAACGGCUUGCUGCGACACAGAAUCCGGGAACUUGAGGCGGUGUGGGAGAGCUUGAGCUUGUU